AUGAACUACCGACUGUUUGCAGUGUUUCUCGUCGCUGGUCUCGAACGCGGACUAGCUGCCGUUGGAGAUCGUUACGCGUUCGAGCGAGUUCUUCCCGAGCCAAGAGUUUGCAUCCAGGAUGGGUGUCUUCAGGGCAAGUACUUCAACGGUCUCGAUGGAGGCCGGUACGAGGGAUAUCUUGGAGUUCCUUUCGCGAAGCCACCGGUUGGGAAGUUGCGAUUCAAGAAUCCGGUUCGGAACGAUCCCUGGGUUGGAGACUACGACGCCACGUGGCAGCGAAGUCGCUGUCUGCAGAAGAACGACAUACGACCCCUUCAAACCGUGCAGGGCAGUGAAGAUUGUCUGUACUUGAACGUGUUCCGACCGAAGAACGUCACCGGACCCCUUCCGGUGAUCUUCUUCAUCCACGGUGGAGCAUUCGCUGCCGGUUCCAGCUCGAUGGGCGAGUUUGGACCUGAGCGGUUCAUGGACACCGGGAAGGUCAUCCUGGUGAUUGCACAGUAUCGAUUGGGCGUUUUUGGAUUCCUGUCAACCGAGGAUCGCGCUUCUCCGGGGAACUACGGCUUGAAGGAUCAGUUGUUUGCGUUGAGGUGGACUCAGCGGAACAUCGCGUACUUUGGCGGUGAUCCGAAUCUUGUAACGAUCGUGGGUCAAAGCGCUGGCAGCAGUUCGGUGCAGUACCACAUGGUAUCGCCGCAGAGCAAGGGAUUGUUCGCGCGAGCUGUCAGUAUGAGUGGUAGUGCGCUUGGGUCACGGUAUUACUCCGUAGAUCAGCUAGCACUAGCUCGACGGCAAGCGGAGGCAGUUGGAAUCUCCAACGCAUCGAGCUUGUCAACGGAGCGGCUGGUUGAUGCUCUGAGGGAGGUUGAUGGACUGGAGUUGGCUAGGAGUAUUGACAAGCUGAAGUACUUUUACGUUCACCCGAUUCUUCAGUGGCAUCCGACUAUUGAGCGUUACGUAGACGAAGAAACGUUCAUCAGCGAAGAUCCGAGGGAGGUCUGGCGUUCGGGGAGGUAUCACCAGGUUCCGUAUACGAUGGGAUUCCUACCGAACGAUGGAGCGUAUACUUCGGCGAUUCUACUGAGCAACAGCAGUUUAUUGAACGAACUGAACGAGAACUCCGCGGAUUACAUUCCUCGACUUGUUGCGGUCAAUCAUCCCACAAGUGUUCAAAUGCUGAAGGAUCGAUUCUUCCCGGAUGGAUCCAACGAUCGCUGGUUAACGGAGAAGAAUGUCGGCAAUCUGGAGACGAUGCUCUCCGAGGGACAAAUCAUCCACGGUGUGGUCCUCGGCGCAAAGCAGAUCCUCGCGGUGAACAAUCGAACCGCACCGCUGAGUGUGUAUUACUUCAACUUUAGGGGACCGUACUCGCAGUCGUACUACAACAGCUAUACGCAGGGUGAUUUCGGAGUCAGUCACGCCGACGAGCUGCUGUACCUGUUUCGGGCGUCCGAGUUGUUUCCCGACUUCAAGGUGGGAUCACCGGCGUGGUAUACGGCGAAGCUGUUUGUGGAGUAUCUCGUCUACAUUGCUUACAAUGGAGUUGCUGGCCUUCCCUGUACUGCUGAUAGCUGUCCGUUGCUUGAGUUUACAAACUCAGAAGACGUGAGCAGGCCGGUUAAGUUGAACCUAAUCGAUGGGUUUGAUGAGGAGAAGUUUGCUUUUUGGAGCAAUUUGUACGCAGUACAGAAUUCUGUUAGCACUUGA
This is a messenger RNA of Culex pipiens pallens (northern house mosquito), 1707 nucleotides long. RefSeq names its product juvenile hormone esterase-like. The transcript is spliced from 3 exons. The coding region runs from base 1 to 1707 and encodes 568 amino acids. NCBI's taxonomy places the organism in Eukaryota, Metazoa, Arthropoda, Insecta, Diptera, Culicidae. The record is from RefSeq and is a predicted model, not a curated record.